Molecule: messenger RNA, 1517 nt
Organism: Pieris rapae (cabbage white)
Lineage: Eukaryota; Metazoa; Arthropoda; Insecta; Lepidoptera; Pieridae
Exons: 10
Coding region: 186-1238 (350 amino acids)
Source: RefSeq, a predicted model, not a curated record
GGAUUUUAACGUGUAGACGAGGACACGUCUGCCUCUGUUUGUCGCGAAUUACGACUGUUGUGUUGUGUAGUGUAGUGAACUAGUGCUAGUGUUGACCGGUGACAGACAAAGAUGAGAUGUUCCGUAGUGUUGUGAUGUCAACGGGUUUCAGAUAAGUUUGUUAUGUGAUAAGUGAACUGUGAAAAAUGGGGACACUUGUUUUCUUUGUAAUCGGAUCCCUGCUUAUUGGAUGGAUUCAUGAAACGAUAGCGUUACGAGAUGUGCAGCUCAUAGCCCCAUCAGCUGUGAAGCUUGGUGACACAGUGCUCCUGGGGUGCAAAUGGACUUUAGAGGGCAAUGAAACUCUGUACAGUGUCAAGUGGUAUAGAGGCCGACAGGAGUUUUUUAGCUAUCUUCCCAAGGAAUAUCCAUUUACGAGAAUCUUCGCGCAGCCUGGAAUUGAUGUUGAUGUAUCAAGAUCAACAUCUCAGCAAGUUGUAUUACGAGAAGCGACGCGUGCGCUGGCCGGAAGAUAUCGGUGCGAAGUUUCGGCUGAUGCACCUUCCUUUCAUACUCAAGUUCGGUCCGCCUUCAUUCAUGUCGUUGAGCUUCCUCCUGAAAAGCCUUCGAUAAAAGCAGAAAAAGGCUGGUACGCAUCUGGUGACUCUUUACGUGCACAGUGUGUCUCACCACCGGCCGAUCCACCUGCAAAUCUUACCUGGCUUCUCAAUGGAAGAGAUAUUCAAGGCAAGCCAAUAAUCCAACAACGUAUACUGCCCAGCCCGGCUGUGUCAAUACCGAUGGCUGGCCCCACCCACGCCCCCGGAGAUGAAAACACCAACAUCAUAUUCAGCCCGUGGAAGGCUUUCGGGCCCUUUGUUGAUACUAUACAGGAUGGAGAAGUUCUUCCAAGUCAAGAUACAGUGGUGUUCCCAACAUCGAAACAAGAUAGCCUUGAUGAAGAUGUCACUGAUCCAAUACCAACCAGUACGAGGGAGUCGUCAAAUAAGGUGGCCUCAAUCAGCCAGCUUUCGUUUCUGGUGAGACCAGAGAGCUUCGAACGUGGCCAGUUAAGACUGACCUGUGUUUCCACGGUCCACUCGGUAUACAACGAGAGGGCUGAGUUGGUCAUCAACGAGGAACGGCCACAGAUCGCCUCUGUGCUUGGCACCAGAGACCGCUGUUCUGGCGUAUUUGCAUCCAACAUCCUUGUUCUACUGAGCACAUUGUCUGUUCUUAUGAUACGGGUCUUACGAUGAUGUCCGACGCAUGUAACGUUGUAAAUAGUUGAAUAUUGCUACGAUUAAAUUAGAUAUAUUAACACUACAAGGUAUAUAAAUGUAUUUCUGUUCUUCCAUUGUUUCAAAGACCGCCGCCAUGUUAAAGAUUUUUUAUUACAUGGAAAAUAAUUACGAUUACUAUGUUGAUAGCAUUAACGUGUAUUUAAUGAUGUAGCUCUUGGGUUUUCUUAUCCAAGGUUUGAACUUUAAAAUAAGGCAGUAAAAAUUUUCUUAAUUGUCAAAAUACCUUUUUAAUGA